This is a messenger RNA of Solanum verrucosum, 315 nucleotides long. Its product is annotated as RING-box protein 1a-like. Gene Ontology annotation, molecular function: zinc ion binding; cullin family protein binding; ubiquitin protein ligase activity. Gene Ontology annotation, cellular component: cullin-RING ubiquitin ligase complex; nucleus. The transcript is spliced from 5 exons. Gene Ontology annotation, biological process: protein ubiquitination; ubiquitin-dependent protein catabolic process. Lineage: Eukaryota; Viridiplantae; Streptophyta; Magnoliopsida; Solanales; Solanaceae. The record is from RefSeq and is a predicted model, not a curated record. Bases 1 to 213 code for a protein of 70 amino acids.
AUGACACAACUCCACAAGUGUGCUAUUUGCAGGAAUCAUAUUAUGGAUCUCUGCAUUGAGUGCCAAGCUAGUGCUACGAGCCAGGAGUGCAUUGUUGCUUGGGGUGUAUGUAACCAUGCCUUCCACUUCCACUGCAUCGGUUGCUGGCUCAAAACACGUCAAGUGUGUCCAUUAGAUAAUAGUGAGUGGGAAUUUCAGAAGUAUGGCCAUUAGAGGAUUCAACAAUUGGCAGGAGAGGCGAUUAUGCUGUUGCAUUGUGAUGUCUUUGAAUGUUAGUUUAUUCUAGUAAUACUUAUUUGCAGUGCCUUUUGUUCU